Penicillium macrosclerotiorum is the source of this 1461-nucleotide messenger RNA. RefSeq lists its product as uncharacterized. Bases 1 to 1461 code for a protein of 486 amino acids. The transcript has a single exon. Lineage: Eukaryota; Fungi; Ascomycota; Eurotiomycetes; Eurotiales; Aspergillaceae. The record is from RefSeq and is a predicted model, not a curated record.
AUGCCGAGCCCGCACCUUAUCUCAAACUCGGGCCAAGAUAUUGAAGGCCUUGAUGCCACUGCUGACCCUGCGACCAUGAGGGACUGGCUAGACAGCGUCCUCGCCUUGCUCAAAUCACCUGCAGGGGUAUGGCUUCCGCACCCUGAUCUAUGUAGUCUCCGUAAAAGGUUUAUCACUAACUAUGACAUCCUAAGGCAAGCUGCUCCUGACAUUGCAACUGGGCUGCAGUCACGCGAUGAUCCCCUGGAGUACGUGCCUAACUCGUGGCGUAACUGCCCCACCACUUGUUGCGGGGUCCGAAACCUUGCAGGCCUCUCCGACUGUGAUGCGGGUUCUGGAUGGCUGUGGAACUUACACAACCAACCCUUAAUGGAUCAAGAUGACGCUUUCACUAGUGCUAUCAAGCAUGGAUGCCUUGAAUGUGUGAAAUUCCUGACAGAGUGGUACGAGGACUCCGGUCCCCUCGCACUGUAUAACCGCAGCGGAUUCUCUCUGGCGGCUCUUUCCAUUAUUCAUGGAGAAGGAGAAAGCCCGAUAAGUAGUUAUCUUGUUGAGCGUAUGGGCCCGACGGAAUUGGUCCUAUCAAUUUGCUAUACCCCCGAGGGGCCCGUGGGAGGCAAUCACCUGGACUUAGUACUCUGUCAACGAGAUAAGUCCCACUUUCGGAAGAUGAUGUCCGCCCUUCCCGUCGACAUGACGCCCAAUGAUGAGGAUGACGAUCCUUUCUUCGACUGGUUUUCCACCGACCGAUGUCUGGAGUUGUCUACCUUUAUCUGCGGACGCGCGGCGGAAUUCCUCCGAAAGAAGGUCGGUCGGGACUUGAGCAAGCUAACAAAUUUCUCACAGUACAGCCCCGAGCAACCAUAUUUCUUAGCGGAUCCUGUUCCUGGGUGCUGGAGGCAGCGGAACACUUUCAUGAUAACUCCUCUGUCACAGGCAGUGCGGCACCUUAACGCCGAUUUAGUGACAUGGAUCCACAGGCAGUUGCUUCACCGUUCCAUUUAUGGACCAUGCACUGAUUCUGACCCCAUUGCGGAUGCCCUCGAUCAUGCCCUGCUACUUCAGGUAUCACCACAAUCCGAGCAAGUUGUAUGCGACAUGAUCUCAGCGCUAUGGAAUCUCCUCAGUCCCGGCAUCAAUCGCCCAGCCUGUGUCCAAGCACGGCUCAGUACCUUACUGCAUCGUCAUCUCGAUUCCCUCUUCAAGCUCCGCAAUGACCCUAAUGUGAACGCCUUCCUAGUUGGAGACCUUUCCACUCAGUGGAAGAUGUCUGUUGAGGCGCGCCUGUCGUGCAUCGCACGAGCCAUGAGAAGUGAUUGGAUCCUAGUGUUCUACCAGUGCCCCGAAUUCAAAUCCUGUCGGACACUAGCCAGCAUGGUAGAUGUGGAUCUCGACUUCUUAUUCAUGAGAGGAAUCCUUCAUUUCCCGUCCCCUCAGGCUCCGUCUUCAGACAUGUCCUAG